This is a messenger RNA of Colletotrichum destructivum, 801 nucleotides long. RefSeq lists its product as uncharacterized. Lineage: Eukaryota; Fungi; Ascomycota; Sordariomycetes; Glomerellales; Glomerellaceae. Bases 1 to 801 code for a protein of 266 amino acids. The record is from RefSeq and is a predicted model, not a curated record. The transcript has 2 exons.
AUGUCAGACUACAACAACUUAACAGAGGACGAAGAGAAACGUCACCCUGUAACUCCUUACAUAUCUAGUCAUCUCUCUCGCACUUUUUGGUUCCAGAACGAUGACGAUGCCGUAACUACCGGAGAGGAUUGGCAGGCAAGCCGCCACAAACUGCACUGCUUUUACACGUCACCACACUUCUACUACUCGAUCACAAUCCUCCUGAUUCUCAGCGUCUGCAUAAUCCAAUUCACCUCUCAACAUCACCUCCGCUCUUAUCUGCCCCCUUCCGACGGACCGAGCCCGCUGUGCGGUUCCUCGCCAGAGGAAGCUCGUGCAAUAGGCUGUACUUUUGAUGUUUACGUUAAUGGCUGGCUUCCCGCUGCAUGUUACGACCGUGCGGUUGCGGAGCAGUCCGAAUCCAACUCCAGCGAUCUACAUACUUCCGCAACAGGGAGGACGACGUUUCCCGUCUACUGGGACGAGGGUAUGACCGAGCCGGCAACUCUCGAAGAUGUCAUGCUUGCCGCGUUUGAGAAUGGCGAAGACGGCUACAACGUUCGUUUUCACACCGUGUGGGAAUAUCACCGGGCGCAUUGCCUGCACUUGUGGAGGCUUGCUGCGAGCGCGUUGCAGCGGCUGUCCGAAGGCAAGCGGGAUGUUGGGGUCUAUUACAAAGCUGCCAGCCCCGAGCAUGUCUGGCACUGCAACAAAGUGAUAAUUGAGGGGGAUGCCAGGAGCCCUGAGAAAAAGGACACCAUCACUCCGGGCAUUGGUCGCUGCGUGUGGCUGGGUAACCUUGAAAAUGUUGCCUACCGGUAG